Myotis davidii is the source of this 3700-nucleotide messenger RNA. RefSeq names its product insulin like growth factor binding protein acid labile subunit (gene IGFALS). Gene Ontology annotation, cellular component: plasma membrane. Lineage: Eukaryota; Metazoa; Chordata; Mammalia; Chiroptera; Vespertilionidae. The transcript is spliced from 2 exons. The record is from RefSeq and is a predicted model, not a curated record. The coding region runs from base 1545 to 3467 and encodes 640 amino acids. Gene Ontology annotation, molecular function: protein binding.
UGUAUUUAAAGGGCCAGAAGGUUGAGAACCACUGCAUAAGGCUUUCCCAUACGUGCAAGCUCGACCACAGGAAUUUCCUGUCCCAACCUUCAAAUGUUCAGUGGCAGGACCACCAACUCUCCCUGUCCACGUGCACGCACCCUGCUCCAGGCUCAUGAUCCAGCACGGGGAAGAGGCCCCACUGGCCCAGAACUCCUGCUGAGUCCGCACUUUGUGCUGUGUAACUGUGUUUACUCUGUAAAUUUCUGGGUGCGGACUUUCUCCCAGGCAGAUCUAUAAUUUCUCAGAAGCUGAGAAAUGACCUGGAAAAAGAUCCAAGCUCAAUAAAAGGGAGGGAGAUAAAGCUGUCCCCUCACCGCCACCCCACAGCUGGGAGGCAGGGGAGGGCUCCAGUCCCUGGGCCCAGUGAGGAGCUUCCAGACCUGACGGGAGGAUUCAGAAAGCUCCCAUCUGCCCCCCUCUUCCUCUCCCCACUGUCCACCCAGUUGGAUAUAGAAAUGUUCCAUUUGAAAGUCCCUUAAACCAAUAAGCCUUGCCCUCCCCAGACCCAGCUGUGCCUACUCUAGACCCUUCCAAACACAGGCCCACCGCCCCAGGCAGAGCAGGCACAGCGGACUGGGAGGGAGGGAGGGAGGGUCUCCCAUAGAGGAAGGGAUGGCUGGAGGGCUAGACUGUACCUAGUUUGAGCAGGAAGAGCAGAGACUGACAGGCGGGUAAGGGCGUGGUGGGGCUCCCCUAGGCUCCUGCAGCUUUGCCAGCUAUCACCUAAGUUCUGACCUCAGGCCAGGCACUGGGCACACAUCCCAGCGGCCUAUUUACAGAACGGAGUGGCUGUGUCCCCACAGGAGCCUGCAGGACAGCAUGGGGGCUCCCAGCAGGCAGACGCUGGCCCUAGGCCAGGCCACCCUCCUGCCCCCCACUCUCUUCUAGGGAAAGUGGCGCCUGCCUGCGAAAAGCAAACACCAGGUGGCUUGGCUCUGCCAGGCACUGCCAGCAGAGAGGCUGGGGAGGGGCAGUGGCCAGACACCAGCUGACCCUGAGGUCACAGGAGAAGCCAAGGCUGGGCUGGGCGACCCCACCCAAGUUAGGAAGGGGGUGGUCAGUGUGCCAGGGCAGAUGGGCAGGCCCAUUGGGAAAUAUGGUGGCUCCUGCUUAACCCUCACAUGGCCAUCAGCUAGGUGGGGAGACCCGGAGAGCUACCCAAGGAGGCCCAUCCAGGGCAGGGGAGUCGAGCAUAGAUAGGAGGCUCCUUUCCUGGAUUCCCCAAACCUAACCAAGCACCAGACCCUCACAGGCUGCUCCUAGGCGUGCUCCCCCCCUCCCCUCCCCUCCGGCCUGGGCCCCACUCCGCAGGGCUGGGCUAGAAGCAGGGGAGGGAUGGGACAGGCCCCUGUUGGCCCUCAGAGCUGCACCAUGGCCCACCUUGGACCCUGAGGGUAGCUUCAGGAUGCACGCAGGCCCCCAGUUUCACCACUGUGCCAGCUACUCCCAGGGCACCUGGCCACCCGACAGGAGGGGGUUAAUGGAGCCCAGAGCCAGCAGGGAUGAGCUGGCCUGUGACAGGCGCUGGCUGGCUGCGCUGGAGGUGGGGAAAUCCAGAAGGCAGGACAGCCAGCCCCAGCAGACCCGCUGUCUGCUGUGCACGCGGGAUGGCCUUGAGGAAAGGAGGCCUGGCCCUGGCAGUGCUGCUGGUCUCCUGGGCAGCGCUGGGCCCCCGUGGCCUGGAGGGAGUGGAGCCUGGAGUGCCAGGGGACACCGAGGGCCUGCAGUGCCCAGCCAUCUGCACCUGCGGCCACGAUGACUACACAGAUGAGCUCAGCGUCUUCUGCAGCUCCCGGAACCUCACCCAGCUGCCCGACGGGAUCCCCGACAGCACCAGGGCCCUGUGGCUGGAUGGCAAUAACUUCUCCUCCAUCCCUGAGGCAGCCUUCCGCAACUUCUCCAGCCUGGGCUUCCUCAACCUGCAGGGCAGUGGGCUGGCCAGCCUGGAGCCCAAAGUGCUGUUGGGCCUGCAGAACCUGUACCACCUGCACCUGGAGCGAAACCAGUUGCGCGGCCUUGGGGCUCGCACCUUCCUGCACACGCCGGGUCUCACCUCACUUGGCCUCAACAACAAUCUCCUCAGAAGGGUGGAUGAGGGCCUCUUCCAUGGCCUGGCCAACCUCUGGGACCUCAACCUUGGCUGGAACAGCCUGGCUGUGCUCCCCGACCCCGUGUUCCAGGGCCUGGUCAAUCUGCGUGAGCUGGUCCUUGCAGGCAACAAGCUGACCUACCUGCAGCCCCCCCUCUUCCACGGCCUCAGCGAGCUCCGCGAGCUGGACCUGAGCAGGAACGCUCUGCGAGCCAUCAAGGCCAACGUCUUUGUCAAGCUGCCCAAGCUCCAGAAGCUCUACCUAGACCACAACCACAUUGGCGCCAUGGCCCCGGGGGCGUUCCUGGGCCUCAAAGCGCUGCGCUGGCUGGACCUGUCACACAACCGUGUGGGCGGCCUCCUGGAAGACACCUUCCCGGGCCUGCUGGGCCUGCACGUCCUGCGCCUCUCGCACAACGCCAUCACCAGCCUGCGGCCCCGCACCUUCAAGGACUUGCACUUCCUGGAGGAGCUGCGGCUGGGCCACAACCGCCUCAGGCAGCUGCCGGACAAGGCCUUUGAGGGUCUGGGCCAGCUGGAGGUGCUCACCCUCAACGACAACCAGAUCCAGGAGGUCAAGGCGGGGGCCUUCCUCGGCCUCUCGAACGUGGCCGUCAUGAACCUCUCUGGCAACUGCCUGCGGAACCUUCCAGUGCGAGUGUUCCAGGGCCUGGCCAAGCUGCACAGCCUGCACCUGGAGGGCAGCUGCCUGGGCCGCAUCCGCCAGCACACCUUCGCUGGCCUCUCCGGGCUGCGUCGGCUCUUUCUCAAGGACAACGGCAUCACGGCCAUUGAGGAACAGAGCCUGUGGGGGCUCCCUGAGCUCCUGGAGCUGGACCUCACCUCAAACCAGCUGACGCAGCUGCCCGGUCAGCUCUUCCAGGGUCUCGGCAAGCUGGAGUACUUGCUCCUGUCCCGCAACCGGCUGUCGGCACUGUCAGCAGAAGUCCUGGGGCCCCUGCACUGCACCUUCUGGCUGGACAUCUCGCACAACCACCUGGAGGCCCUGCCUGCGAGCACCCUUUCGCCGCUGGUGCGGCUGCGCUACCUCAGCCUCAGGAACAACUCGUUGCAGACCUUUGUGCCCCAGCCUCCGGGCCUGGAGCGCCUGUGGCUGGAGGGCAACCCCUGGCACUGUGGCUGCCCCCUCCAGGCCCUGAGGGCCUUCGCCCUGCAGCAUCCCACUGUCGUGCCCCGUUUUGUCCAGGCCGUUUCCGAGGGGGAAGACUGCCAGAGACCUGUGUAUACCUACAACAACAUCACCUGCGCCAGUCCCCCCAGCAUCUCGGGGCUCGACCUGCGUGACGUUGGUGAGGACCACUUUAGUCAUUGCUGAUCCAACGCUUAUCCAGGCCAGACACUGCCCUGGAGUCAGGACAAGCCCUCGCCAUCCCCAGAGCCUGGUGGGCACCCUACCCGGCAGCUCCUGGAGGCCAGGCCCACACUGCUUACUUGUUGGGGAUUCUUCUCAGGGAACACACGGUCCUGGGGUUUGCUGGCCUGGCCCCUAAGGGCCAGAUCAGGAGGAUCGGGGGCACAGCUGUCACCCAUUAAAAGCAAUCGAAUAAA